Molecule: messenger RNA, 1668 nt
Organism: Durusdinium trenchii
Lineage: Eukaryota; Dinophyceae; Suessiales; Symbiodiniaceae
Source: the annotation of a GenBank genome assembly
AAGUCUUAAGAUGCGAGCAUAACACUGGCCAAUCAAACACAUGUGAGAGAGCUGCUUCACGUAGUGCCACAGAUGUAUGCGGACCUUCCGCCCUUUGGUUGCACACCUCAAGCAGAAGGCGUGGAGCUUCAACCUUUUUCGAGGAAGACGUCCGUUUUCUUGGGCAUCUCGUUGAUCACGGAUGACCAGGCAUGCAGUGCCCAGGUGCGCUUCCUUGCAUCGACAGAUGUGGAGUCGAGAUCAGCGCACUUUUCUUUGCAAAGACUGGGGCGGGAAGAGCUGCUUUUCCUGCUGAAAGAGGUCUCAUGUGCAGGGGAACGAGAUCGGCAGCUUUGGAAGGUAUACUCCAAGAAAGCGCACCAAAUGGUGGCGAGUUGCAGUGUAGAGGAGCUUUGCGACAUCGUUCGAGCACUUUGCAGGGUGCAUUAUCAUAGAUGGUCUCUGCUGAACGCAGUCAAGCGUCGUAUGCGAAGCCGAGAGAUUCAAAGCCUUUCACCUCGCCGCUUCACUCAACUUUUGAGUGACUUGCGACGCUUGAACUUCGUGGACGGACCGAUGCUUCAAGACGUUUUGAAGCAUUGGCAGUUUGAAGAGAAGAUACAGGAGUUGGAUGCCUUCGACCUCUGUUUGCUUCUCAUUGCCUUCGCGCGGUGUUCGAUGAGGGAAGAGGAACGUGUGAGCACCAUCAGCCAAGCUUUGAGGCAGAAGUCUAGUGAUCUCACAGCCUCCACGGCAGCUGGAAGCCUCUAUGCCAUGGCUUUGCUGGAUUAUCAGGAUGACACAGCCUUCUUCCUGGCAGCCAAAGCAUUGCCACGAUGUUUGGGCCAUGCGUCUCAGCAGGAGCUGGUGAACAUCGCCUUUGCCUUGGUGGUCUUGGAUUUGCCAGCUGCAGAGCUCUUCUCCUUCGUCCUGGAGCGCUUGGCGCUUCAGGCCGACACCCUAGAGCCCGUGGCCGUCCACGCGCUCCGCAUCGUGGCACAUGCAGUGAAGUUCCCAGAGGCAUUGAGGCCAGCGAUGCGCAACUCAUUGGAAGUGCCAGAGAUUAAGGGACGUUCAGUGAAAGCAUUACAAGAGGUGCUGGGAAAGACGCAGCACAUGGCCAUUCAGUGCGCAACCACCAGCUCCAAACUCCAACGUGCCAUCGAGCGGUAUUUCAAGGAGCUGCAGGUUCAACAUCUGCCAGAGCAGGCGGUUGGGCCUUAUGUUCCAGAUUUCAUUCUGCCCAAGAAGAUCGCCGUCGAGGUCGAUGGCUUCACGCACUUCUAUGCCUUUUCUCAGCGUCUCACGGCCAAGUCAGAGCUGAAGCGACGAAUCUUCAACGCCUUGGGAUGGGGUGCGCGCCUGAGCCACCCGCUUUCGGGUGGUGAGCUUGCCGCACUUCAAAUGGUUGCCGAUGAAUCACCAGGAGAAGUUGGUCUACUUGGUAGAGCAGAUCGAGAUGGCUGGGGGGGCACCUAUCACAGUGAUCCAAAAGACCCCCUUGGAAGGCUUCUCCACUUCCAAGAGAAGAUAAGAGAAGGCUUGGAGGCCCUCGUUCCCCUCGUGGCCUUCCAUGACUCGGAGUGUCUGAAGCCAGUCGAGCACGAGUCGAGCAGCAUCAAGGUGUGCGUUGGUUGAUCAGGCGGAAUGUGUUUCAGCCCGAAGAUGAGAUGAAGCCGUGCUGUCGAA